Messenger RNA from Fragaria vesca subsp. vesca, 591 nucleotides. RefSeq names its product ethylene-responsive transcription factor ERF023-like. Gene Ontology annotation, molecular function: DNA-binding transcription factor activity; DNA binding. Lineage: Eukaryota; Viridiplantae; Streptophyta; Magnoliopsida; Rosales; Rosaceae. Gene Ontology annotation, biological process: regulation of DNA-templated transcription. The transcript has a single exon. Bases 1 to 591 code for a protein of 196 amino acids. The record is from RefSeq and is a predicted model, not a curated record.
AUGGAGCAACCACCAUUCACUGAAGAUGACCUGAUCACUCCCACCACCACCGCUGCCGCAGCCACCACCACCACCACCACCCAAGAUAAUGAAAACCAACAACGCACAGGCACCCGGCACCCGGUUUAUCGUGGCGUGAGGAAGCGGCGGUGGGGGAAAUGGGUGUCCGAAAUCAGGGAGCCACGCAAGAAGUCACGCAUUUGGCUAGGGUCCUUUCCGGUGCCCGAGAUGGCAGCCAAGGCUUAUGACGUGGCGGCAUACUGCCUCAAAGGGCGGAAAGCGCAGCUGAACUUCCCCGACGAGGUGGAGCACUUGCCGAGGCCCUCCACCUGUACGGCUAGGGAUAUUCAGGCGGCAGCAGCUAAAGCAGCACAGACUAUGAAGUCAUCAAGUACAGCUAGCAGAAGCACUGAUGAUCAGGAUCAUCACCGUGAUGUAUCGGACGACGGCAGCGCCGAUGACUUUUGGGGUGAGAUUGAACUUCCGGAGCUGAUGAACAGCGGGACAUGCUAUUCGAACUCAUGUGGUUGGAGUACGUUUUCCGGUGAGGCAGCAGCAUUAACAUGGCCAGAAGGAGAGGCAUGUCUAUAA